Messenger RNA from Myxozyma melibiosi, 1844 nucleotides. RefSeq names its product T-complex protein 1 subunit beta. NCBI's taxonomy places the organism in Eukaryota, Fungi, Ascomycota, Lipomycetes, Lipomycetales, Lipomycetaceae. Gene Ontology annotation, molecular function: ATP-dependent protein folding chaperone; ATP hydrolysis activity; ATP binding. The record is from RefSeq and is a predicted model, not a curated record. The coding region runs from base 57 to 1649 and encodes 530 amino acids. Gene Ontology annotation, cellular component: chaperonin-containing T-complex; cytosol. The transcript has 6 exons. Gene Ontology annotation, biological process: protein folding.
UCCCUUACUAACGCGUCGCCAGUAGUCUCUGCACAUAUACAAACCACGCAUUCGAAAUGUCUGUCCAGAUUUUCGGAGAUCAAGUCACGGAGGAGAGAGCUGAGAAUGCGCGUCUUUCCGCAUUCGUUGGCGCUAUUGCUGUUGGAGAUCUUGUAAAGACAACCCUGGGACCGAAGGGAAUGGACAAACUUCUCCAAUCCGCUUCGACCGGAGACGUUAUAGUCACAAACGACGGCGCCACGAUCCUCAAGUCGAUCGCGCUUGAUAACGCUGCCGCGAAGGUUCUUGUCAACAUCUCAAAAGUUCAGGACGACGAAGUCGGCGACGGAACAACCUCUGUCACCGUCCUCGCCGCCGAGCUUCUGCGCGAGGCUGAGAAACUUGUCGACCACAAGAUUCACCCGCAGACCAUCAUCGAGGGAUACCGAAUCGCGAGCAGUGCUGCCUUGGACGCGCUGCAGAAGACCGCUGUCGAUAAUGGAAAGAACCCCGCCGCGUUCAGAAAAGAUCUUAUUGCGAUUGCAAAGACGACUCUGAGCUCAAAGGUUCUCAGCCAGGAUAAGGAUCAUUUCGCUGAAUUGGCGGUUGAUGCCGUCCUGAGACUUAACGGAAGCACAAACUUGGAUCAUAUUCAGAUUAUCAAGAAAGCCGGUGGCCGAUUGAUUGACUCCUAUCUCGACGAGGGUUUUAUCAUGGAUAAGAAAAUUGGUGUCAACCAGCCCAAGAGAUUAGAGAAUGCAAAGAUUCUAAUUGCCAAUACCGCCAUGGAUACCGACAAGGUCAAGAUCUUUGGUGCGCGUGUCAAGGUCGAUGCUACCAGCAAACUGGCAGAGCUCGAGCGAGCUGAACGGGAAAAAAUGAAAGCCAAGGUCGAGAAAAUCAAAGCGCACGGCAUCAAUUGCUUCAUCAACCGGCAGCUGAUCUACAACUACCCCGAGCAGCUUUUUGCCGAGUCUGGUGUUGUCUCGAUCGAGCAUGCUGAUUUCGAUGGUAUUGAGCGAUUAGCUCUUGUUACCGGUGGUGAGAUUGCUUCUACUUUUGACCACCCUGAGCUCGUUAAGCUUGGACAUUGUGAUUUGAUUGAAGAGAUCAUGAUCGGUGAAGAUACUCUUUUGAAAUUCUCUGGUGUUGCGGCCGGCGAAGCGUGCACUAUCGUCCUGCGAGGCGCGACCGAGAAUCUUCUGGACGAAGCCGAACGCUCGCUUCACGACGCUUUGUCAGUCCUCUCGCAGACCGUAGUCGAGACCAGAACCGUUCUGGGCGGCGGCUGUGCCGAGAUGAUCAUGUCCAAGGCGGUCGACAGCGCCGCUCAGAACGAGAGCGGCAAGCGCGCGCUUGCCGUUGAAGCCUUUGCGCGUGCUCUCCGCCAGCUUCCUACGAUCUUGGUUGACAAUGCGGGUUUGGACUCGAGCGAGCUUGUGUCGAAGCUCCGAUCGGCUAUUUACAACGGCAUGACGACCUCGGGCUUGGACCUUGACAACGGUCGUAUUAUUGAUAUGAGAGAGGCUGGAAUCGUCGAGAGUUACAAGCUCAAGAAGGCGGUUGUCUCCAGUGCUUCUGAGGCCGCUGAGUUGCUGCUUCGAGUCGACAAUAUCAUUCGUGCCCAGCCGCGAACGGCAAACAGAGGAAACUACCAGGAUAUGUUUUAAUCUGCUGCUGCACGUUCUUAUCUAUUUUGAUGUACAUUUACUCGUCUUUGUCUCAACAUUGCGUGCGGUUUCCUGUUUUGUCUUAUUUCCAGAGAGGUUUCAGUUAUAAAUCACUAGCCUAGUAUAUAUAAUAGCAUUUCAGCUGUGCAUGCUUUAUCUCAAAUGAUAUGUAAAAGUUUAUUGAUCCCGAUCAUA